AUGUCCCUCCCAAUCCGGUCCCUAACACGGACCCUUACGCGCGCCUCUCGCCCGUCGUCCCUCCUUCCCUCGCAAACCCGCUCCCAGCUCCCAAAAAAUGUCCCCCGACUCAUCACAACAUCAACGCCGGCAUUCCGCACACAAACCCAAUCGCACGCCUUCUCAACGACAACAUCCCGCUCCAAAGCCCGCACCAUGGGCCAGCUGCGCCAGCGCGGCUCCACGGGCCCGUUCUCCUGGAAGGCGGCCCUGCUGUUCGUGCUUACCGGCGCCGGAAUGAUUGUUUACUUCCGAGUUGAGAAGGAGAGGCUCGAGCGGAAACGGAUUGCAGAGAUGAGUAAGGGUGUUGGGAGGCCGAAGGUUGGAGGUCCGUUUGUGCUGAGGGAUUUGAAUGGGGAAGUUUUCACCGAGGAGGCGCUGAAGGGGAAGUAUUCUUUUGUAUACUUUGGCUUCACGCAUUGUCCCGACAUUUGCCCCGACGAGCUGGACAAAAUGGCUGAGAUUAUUGAUAAAGUGAAGGAGGCUAACGGUGGAGAGAAUGUCUUUGUACCGGUGUUCAUAACGUGUGAUCCCGUGCGGGAUACACCCGAGGUGCUGCAGAAUUAUCUGCAGGAGUUUCAUAAGGAUAUUGUUGGGUUGACGGGGACAUACGACCAGGUGAAGCAGGUCUGCAAGGCCUACCGGGUUUACUUCAGCACGCCGCGUGAUGUGAAGCCGGGCGAGGAUUAUCUGGUUGAUCACAGUAUCUACUUCUAUCUCAUGGAUCCUGAGGGUGACUUUGUCGAAUGUAUCGGACGGCAGGACACGCCCGAGUCCGCGACGAACACAAUCAUGCAGCAUAUCAACGACUGGAAGAGAGAAGGAAGACCUCUGAAGAAGGACUAG
Aspergillus versicolor CBS 583.65 is the source of this 885-nucleotide messenger RNA. RefSeq names its product SCO family protein. Gene Ontology annotation, cellular component: mitochondrial inner membrane. The record is from RefSeq and is a predicted model, not a curated record. Lineage: Eukaryota; Fungi; Ascomycota; Eurotiomycetes; Eurotiales; Aspergillaceae. The transcript is spliced from 3 exons. Bases 1 to 885 code for a protein of 294 amino acids. Gene Ontology annotation, biological process: intracellular copper ion homeostasis; mitochondrial respiratory chain complex IV assembly. Gene Ontology annotation, molecular function: copper ion binding; copper chaperone activity.